GUUCUUGUUUUGUUUCCUUCUCUUUAACCUUUACAAGCAUGCCUGGUAGAACCUACAGCAAGACUUCCAAGGUCCCUAAGCGUCCUUUCGAAUCCGCUCGUCUUGACCAAGAACUCAAGUUGAUUGGUGAAUUCGGUCUUAAGAACAAGAAGGAAAUCUGGAGAGUCGGAUUGACCCUUUCCAAGAUCCGUCGUGCUGCUCGUGAACUUUUGAAGCUUGAUGAAAAGGACCCUCGUCGUCUCUUUGAAGGUAAUGCCUUGAUCCGUCGUCUUUUGCGUAUUGGUGUUCUUGAUGAAACCCGUAUGAAGCUCGAUUACGUCUUGGCUCUCAAGAUUGAAGAUUUCUUGGAACGUCGUCUUCAAACCCAAGUCUUCAAGUUGGGUCUUGCCAAGUCUAUUCAUCACGCUCGUGUCUUGAUUCGUCAACGUCACAUUCGUGUUGGUAAGCAAAUCGUCAAUGUUCCCUCUUUCAUUGUUCGUUUGGAAUCUCAAAAGCACAUUGACUUUGCCUUGACUUCUCCUCUUGGUGGUGGUCGCCCUGGUCGUGUCAAGAGAAAGAGAGCUGCUGCUGCCGCCGGUGGUAAUGAUGAUGCUGAAGAUGAUGAAGAAUAAGCUCUUUCUCUCCUCCCAGAUAUGAACCUUUGCAAAUAAUAAACGCUCGUUUACAAUGAUGUUUGAUAACAUCUUCAUUUGCAAAGCACCUGUCGUUACUUUAUGUGACACAGUAUCAUAUUCCAUGGUUUAUUUUUUUUUUUUUGGGGCUAUUAUCUCUGGAAAGAACUCUGAGGAAUCUAUGGAUUCAUAUUUCAUACAUAUGUGUGAAUUUAAGCCUUUCUCUAUAUGGUG
Molecule: messenger RNA, 845 nt
Organism: Gilbertella persicaria
Lineage: Eukaryota; Fungi; Mucoromycota; Mucoromycetes; Mucorales; Choanephoraceae
Product: 40S ribosomal protein S9
Exons: 1
Coding region: 39-611 (190 amino acids)
Biological process (GO): translation; positive regulation of translational fidelity
Cellular component (GO): cytosolic small ribosomal subunit
Molecular function (GO): rRNA binding; structural constituent of ribosome
Source: RefSeq, a predicted model, not a curated record